This is a messenger RNA of Glycine soja, 4769 nucleotides long. Its product is annotated as TMV resistance protein N-like. Gene Ontology annotation, molecular function: RNA-DNA hybrid ribonuclease activity; ADP binding; nucleic acid binding. NCBI's taxonomy places the organism in Eukaryota, Viridiplantae, Streptophyta, Magnoliopsida, Fabales, Fabaceae. The transcript has 6 exons. The record is from RefSeq and is a predicted model, not a curated record. The coding region runs from base 497 to 4585 and encodes 1362 amino acids. Gene Ontology annotation, biological process: signal transduction; defense response.
AUAGCAGUCAGAUUAAAAAUAAAAAAUAGAAUUAUAUUGUAAACAUUGUUAAAAUUGAAUCUUAAUAAAAGAAAUGGAUUGAUCUACAAUGUGUAACAAACAUUCAAUAAAUUUACAUUUGAAAAGAGGAAACCAUUAUAUGAUUUUUCAUAUUCAGACUAAUAUGAAGGUGACAGGAGUAAAGUGAACACGGACUACCAAACAAAACAUACAUUAUUACGCGGACCCAUCAAAGUAACGUUAAUUAUUGCACUAACCAACUAUAUGAACAAAAUGAUCCAUAAAUGGAUACGGAUGUAUUCUUUAUUGCACUAACCAACUAUAUGAACAAAAUGAUCCAUAAAUGGAUACGGAUGUAUUCUUUAUUGCACCAACCAACUAUAUGUACUCCUAUCAAGCAGCCACAUUUAUUGCACCAACACUUAUCAUGUUUAUUCAAGUUUGAUUUUGGAGACCCAACAAGCAGCCAUCCACAUUCAUACUAAGAUUUCAUAUCAUGGCUUCGGGAUCACGUUCCUCUUCCUCUUCCUCCAAUUACCACGUGUUCCUCAGCUUCAGAGGGGAAGACACACGUCUUGCUUUUACUGGCCAUCUCUACAAAGCUCUUCAUGACAAGGGAAUCCACACUUUCAUUGAUGAUGAGAAGCUUCAAAGAGGGGAGGAAAUAACACCAGCACUUAUGAAGGCAAUUCAAGAUUCCAGAGUUGCCAUCACUGUGCUCUCUGAACACUAUGCUUCUUCUUCGUUUUGUUUAGAUGAACUUGCAACCAUCCUUCACUGUCACCAGAGGAAACGGUUGUUGGUUAUACCGGUCUUUUAUAAGGUGGAUCCUUCUGAUGUGAGACACCAGAAAGGUAGUUAUGGAGAAGCAUUGGCAAAGCUUGAGAGGAGGUUCCAGCAUGACCUGGAGAAGUUGCAAAGAUGGAAAAUGGCUCUGCAGCAAGUAGCUGACUUAUCUGGCUAUCAUUUCAAAGAGGGAGAUGGAUAUGAAUUCAAGUUUAUUGAGAAGAUUGUUGAGCAGGUAUCCAGGGUGAUUAAUCCUCGUACUUUACAUGUUGCGGAUUACCCAGUUGGACUAGAGUCACGAGUGCUAGAUGUAAGGAGACUUUUGGAUGCUGGAUCUGAUUAUGAUGUCCACAUGAUAGGGAUUCAUGGAAUGGGCGGGAUAGGAAAAUCAACACUUGCUCGAGCUGUCUAUAAUGAAUUGAUAAUUGCUGAGAAGUUUGAUGGUUUGUGUUUUCUUGCAAAUGUGAGGGAAAACUCAAACAAAAACGGGUUAGAACACCUCCAAAGAAUCCUUCUUUCAGAAAUACUCGGAGAGAUGAACAUCAACUUAACAAGUAAGCAACAAGGAAUUUCAAUCAUACAGUCUAGGCUCACGGGAAAGAAGGUUCUCUUGAUUCUAGACGAUGUUAACACACGCGAGCAAUUACAAGCAAUUGCUGGAAGACCUGAUUGGUUUGGUCCCGGCAGCAAAAUCAUCAUCACAACUCGGGACAAACAAUUGCUAAGAUCUCAUGAAGUUAAUAAAACAUAUGAGAUGAAGCAAUUGGAUGAGAACGAUGCUCAUCAGUUGCUUACAUGGCAAGCUUUUAAAAAGGAAAAAGCUUGUCCAACUUAUGUGAAGGUCUUGAAACGUGCAGUAACUUAUGCUUCUGGUCUUCCAUUGGCGUUGGAAGUAAUAGGUUCCCACUUGAAGGGAAAAAGUAUACAAGAAUGGGAAUCUGCCAUCAAACAAUAUAGAAGAAUUCCCAAGAAGGAAAUUUUAGAUAUACUUAAAGUAAGCUUUGAUGCUUUGGAGGAAGAAGAAAAGAAUGUUUUUCUUGACAUUGCUUGUUGCUUCAAUGGAUGGGGAUUGACAGAGGUUGAACAUAUACUUCGUGGUCGUUAUGAUGACUGCAUGAAACAUCAUAUUGGGGUGUUGGUUGAAAAAUCUCUCAUAAAGUUUAGUGGGUGGUGGUGGGGUGUUAACAUGCAUGACUUGAUUCAGGACAUGGGCAGGCGAAUUGACCAACAAGAAUCCUCAAAAGAGCCAGGGAAGCGAAGGAGAUUGUGGUUAACAAAAGAUAUAAUUCAAGUUUUAGAAGACGACUCGGGAACCAGUGAAAUUGAAAUCAUAUGUCUGGAUUGCUCCUUAUCCGAGAAAGAAGCAACAAUAGAAUGGAAUGGAAAUGCCUUGGAAAAGAUGAAAAACCUUAAAAUACUUAUUAUUAGAAGUGGUAAAUUUUCCAAAGGUCCCAAUUAUUUUCCAGAAAGUUUAAGAGUACUGGAAUGGCACCGGUAUCCUUCUAAUUGUUUACCAUCUAAUUUUCAUCCGAAGGAACUUGCCAUAUGCAAGUUACCUCAAAGUUGCAUUACGUCAUUUGGGUUCCAUGGCUCAGGGAAGAAGUUAAGGAAUCUAAAGGUUUUGAAUUUUAAAGAGUGUGAAUCUUUAACAGAGAUACCUGACGUAUCUGAUCUCCCUAAUUUGGAAGAACUUUCAUUUGAUGGGUGUGUGAAUUUAAUUACAGUUCACCACUCAAUUGGUUUUCUAAAUAAACUUCAACUAUUGAAUGCUACACGGUGCAGGAAGCUUACCACAUUUCCACCUCUCAACUUGGCCUCUCUUGAAAGACUUGGACUUUCAUUUUGUUCGAGUCUUGAGAAUUUUCCAGAAAUAUUAGGAGAGAUGAAAAACUUAUCGAUGCUUGAAUUGUUUGACCUUGGCUUAAAAGAAUUGCCAGUUUCAUUUCAAAAUCUUGUUGGACUCGAAACUUUAUCCCUGCGUGAUUGUGGAAUUCUUUUGUUACCAAGUAACAUUGUCAUGAUGCCUAAACUGUCUUCAUUGAAAGCUACAAGUUGCAAGGGGUUGCAAUGGGUAAAAUCAGAAGAGGGUGAAGAAAAAAUGGGCUCAAUAGUAUGUUCCAAUGUAUAUCACUUCAGUGUCGAUGGUUGCAACCUGUAUGAUGAUUUUUUUUCAACAGGUUUCAUGCAGUUUGAUCAUGUGAAAACUUUAAACCUAAGGGACAAUAAUUUCACAUUCCUUCCUGAAUGCAUCAGAGAAUUACAAUUUUUAACAAGACUUGAUGUGAGUGGUUGCUAUCAUCUUCAGGAAAUUAGAGGGGUUCCACCAAACUUAAAAGAUUUCAAGGCAAGAGAAUGUAUUUCCUUGUCUUCCUCGAGUUCAAGCAUGUUAUCAAAUCAGGAAUUGCAUGAGGCUGGACAAACUAAGUUUUGGUUUCCAGGAGCAACUAUUCCAGAGUGGUUCAAUCACCAAAGUAGGGGACCUUCAAGUUCUUUCUGGUUUCGUAAUAAAUUCCCUGACAAUGUUCUUUGUCUUCUUCUAGCAAGUGUGGAUGGCGUGAAUGAAUAUAAUAUGCCCAUGCCCUCGGUGUUCGUCAAUGGUGAACUUCAUGAAAUUCCCUCUUGGGGAACUCGAGUAAGAAAGGUGAAAUUGGAUUAUACAUAUCUAUUUGACCUAAAUUCAACUUUAUAUGAUCUUUAUUAUCAAUAUGAAGUGGAUUUAGAAAAGGAAUGGAACCAUGUGGAAAUUACAUACGCAGGUCUGUUAGAGACCUCACUGGUUAAAGCAAUCGGAAUCCAUGUAUUUAGACAGGAUGAUAUUCGAUAUGAUGAUCCCUAUGGCAAGAGAAAAUUCGAGCAUGAUCUCAACAGUUUUGAAUCACAACCACUCAUUAAAAGGCCUAGGUUAUCGAGGUGGGUUGGCCCUGAAAGAAUUAUAAAUGUUCUGGGGAAUGCUGCAGAUGGAGCUUUAAUUACUAAUGCCGAGAGGAGAUAUAGGCAUAUUUCUAUGGACUCCUGUUGUCCGCAAUGCCUCUUUUUGGAGGAGACAUGUCUGCAUGUUCUUCGUGAUUGUCCAAAGGUGGCUGCAUUUUGGAUAAGUGUGUUACCAAAGAAAUUAGCACCAAAGUUUUUUAAUGGUGAUGUGACAGUGUGGCUGGAAACAAAUUUAUCUUUUUCAGAGGCAGCUUUUUUUUGGCCAACUUUUUUUGGGAUUGCAGUGGAACUGGUGUGGGAAUCCCGCAACGACCUUGUGUUCUCUCAACAUAGCACUUCGAGAUAUUUAGAUCGUAGUAUUGUCUUUAAGCGCUAUAAAGAUUAUAUGAGAGCCCAUGCUUCUCACACUUUGAUGACGAGGAAUCUCUUUAAGUGGAGGAGGCCUUUGUUACAAUAUUUUUAUUGGUUGUUGAGGCUAAAUGUGAGUGGUGCCUAUAAUCCCUCUUCAGGUACCGCUGCAUGCGGAGGUAUAUUCAGUGACAACUGUGGUAGAUUCGUGCUUGGGUUUUCGGUGAAGCUUGGGGAAUGUUGGUCAAAUGAUGAGGGUGAAAUAUGGGGUAUUUAUCAUGGUAUGAAGAUUGCAAGGAAGUAUGAUAUUUGGGGUUUAUAUCGUCAUAUUCUAAGGCAGCGUAGCAUUCGAAUAAGUCCUAAGAUUGCAAGGCAGCAUGAUUUUGGUAAAAUUUUUGUGGAAUCGGGCUCUGAGAAAGCUAUUGGGUUUGUGUUAGAUGGAUGCCCUACAUCUCCAUCUCCAUCUACAUCUACAUCUCCAUCUACAUGUACAUCGCUGGAGCAUUCUUUCCCACUCUGAUGAGUUGAAAGCUCUAACCUCUGCUACAGAUCACUUAUACUUCAAUUACAAACCGCACCAUGCUGCUGCUGAUUCCUUUGCCAAAUUCGGUUUAUCCAUGAAACAGCAGGCUGCGUCAAUUUUUUCUGCUUGUCCCUCCUUUUGCCAACCUUUUAUUAAAGAAUACAGAUAAAUGUUAAAUAAA